UUCUCCCCACGUUGUCUUCUGUUCACACGUGACAUCACUUCCUGUGCAGAGCUUCCAGAGGUGUUCCUCCUCCAGAAGACGCCAUCCUCUCCAGUCACCUGCAUGGCGACAGGUUUCUACCCCGACUUAGCCGACCUGUUUUGGAGGAAAGACGGUGAGCAGAUCUUCGAGGACGUGGAGCACGGAGAGCUGCUCCCCAACCACGACGGAACCUUCCAGAUGUCGGUGGAGCUGAAAGUGGAGGUGACGGCCGAGGUGGAGGGCAAGUACGAAUGUGUGUUCCAGCUGUCUGGCGUCAAGGAGGACCUGGUCACCAAGCUGGAGAGAAGAAGCAUCCUGAGCAACGCAAGCCCCGGGAUGUGCUGA
Molecule: messenger RNA, 366 nt
Organism: Nerophis lumbriciformis (worm pipefish)
Lineage: Eukaryota; Metazoa; Chordata; Actinopteri; Syngnathiformes; Syngnathidae
Source: RefSeq, a predicted model, not a curated record